CUCUUUCGAAGAGACGAAGAGGCGAAACUCUAGAAAGAGUAUGUGAAGAUGUUGAGAGCUGCGGGGAGGAGACUUUCUUUUGUGUCAUGGCGGCCUAACCAGACAGCUUCGGCAAUUGUCUCCAAGAAUUUGAUCGGCGGAGAUUCCCCCUCGGAUGAAUUCUACUUCAGAUCGGCAUUUCGUGAUGCGGCUAAAGGGUUUGCUUGUGAAUCAUCAUCACUUACUCCAAGACAUGAUGGACUUGGGAUGAUAUCAGAUGAUCACCUUCCACCAACCGUAGCUUCUGUGAAGAAUCCGACCCCAAAGAUUGUUUACGAUGAGUACAACCAUGAGCGUUUGCCUCCAGGUGCAGGUGAUCCUGAAAAGAAGGCAUUUGCCUAUUUGGUGUUAGCAGGUGGGAGAUUUAUAUAUGCAUCACUGAUUAGGCUCUUGAUCCUCAAAUUCGUGAUGAGUAUGUCUCCAAGCAAGGAUGUUCUCGCACUUUCCUCACUGGAGGCUGAUAUCUCAGGAAUUGAGCCGGGGAGUACUGUGAGUGUGAAGUGGCGUGGGAAGCCAGUGUUUAUAAAGCAUAGAACAAAAGAGGACAUUAAGCUGGCAAACAGUGUGGACUUGAGAUAUCUGAGGCAUCCAGAGGAGGACUCAGAAAGGGUUAAGAAGCCAGAAUGGCUUGUUGUAAUAGGGGUGUGUACACAUCUGGGUUGCAUCCCAUUACCAAAUGCUGGGGACUAUGGAGGGUGGUUUUGCCCAUGCCAUGGCUCCCACUAUGACACAUCAGGCAGGGUACGCAAGGGCCCUGCACCCUACAACCUGGUGGUACCUCCUCACAUCUUCUUGGAUGAGACCAAGCUACUCAUUGGAGUUGCCUGAUGAAAAGAUC
Telopea speciosissima is the source of this 877-nucleotide messenger RNA. Its product is annotated as cytochrome b-c1 complex subunit Rieske-4, mitochondrial-like. NCBI's taxonomy places the organism in Eukaryota, Viridiplantae, Streptophyta, Magnoliopsida, Proteales, Proteaceae. The record is from RefSeq and is a predicted model, not a curated record. The transcript has 2 exons. Gene Ontology annotation, molecular function: 2 iron, 2 sulfur cluster binding; quinol-cytochrome-c reductase activity. Bases 49 to 867 code for a protein of 272 amino acids. Gene Ontology annotation, biological process: mitochondrial electron transport, ubiquinol to cytochrome c. Gene Ontology annotation, cellular component: membrane.